This is a messenger RNA of Clupea harengus (Atlantic herring), 1143 nucleotides long. Its product is annotated as DNA topoisomerase 1-like. The annotation marks the transcript as partial. The record is from RefSeq and is a predicted model, not a curated record. The transcript has 4 exons. Lineage: Eukaryota; Metazoa; Chordata; Actinopteri; Clupeiformes; Clupeidae.
AUGAAUCAGGUCACACUUUGGCCAGGUCAAAACCGAGGAUCAGGGGAGUACAACCCUCUCUGUGGGACCAACGGCGUCACCUAUGCUAAUGACUGCAAGUUCUGCGUUGCCAAACGGCAGAGAAAGAAGCACCUGAAGAAACACCUGAAGAAACACCUGAAGAAGCACAGGCAGAGGAAGAAGCACCUGAAGAAACACCUGAAGAAGCACCCGAGGAAGCACAGGCAGAGGAAGAAGCACCUGAAGAAACACCUGAAGAAGCACCCGAGGAAGCAGAGGAAGCAGGGGCAGAGGCAGAAGCACCUGAGGAGGCAGAGGCAGAGGCAGAGGCAGAAGCACCUGAGGAAGCACAGGCAGAGGAAGAAGCACCUGAAGAAGCACCUGAAGAAACACCUGAAGAAACACCCGAGGAAGCACAGGCAGAGGAAGAAGCACCUGAAGAAACACCUGAAGAAACACCUGAAGAAGCACCUGAAGAAACACCUGAAGAAACACCCGAGGAAGCACAGGCACAGGCAGAAGCACCCGAGGAAGCACAGGCAGAGAAAGAAGCACCUGAAGAAACACCUGAAGAAACACCUGAAGAAGCACAGGCAGAGGAAGAAGCACCUGAAGAAACACCUGAAGAAGCACCCGAGGAAGCACAGGCAGAGGAAGAAGCACCUGAAGAAACACCUGAAGAAGCACCCGAGGAAGCAGAGGCAGAGAAAGAAGCACCCGAGGAAGCACAGGCAGAGGAAGAAGCACCUGAAGAAACACCUGAAGAAGCACCCGAGGAAGCACAGGCAGAGGAAGAAGCACCUGAAGAAACACCUGAAGAAACACCCGAGGAAGCACAGGCAGAGGAAGAAGCACCUGAAGAAACACCUGAAGAAGCACCCGAGGAAGCACAGGCACAGGCAGAAGCACCCGAGGAAGCACAGGCAGAGGAAGAAGCACCUGAAGAAACACCUGAAGAAGCACCUGAGGAAGCACAGGCAGAGGAAGACGCACCUGAAGAAACACCUGAAGAAGCACCCGAGGAAGCACCUGAAGAAGCACCUGAGGAGGCAGAAGCACCUGAAGAAGCAGAGGCAGAAGAACCCGAGGAAGCAGGGGCAGAAGCAGAAGCACCCGAGGAAGCAGAGGCAGAAGCACCCGAGG